This is a messenger RNA of Danio rerio (zebrafish), 1287 nucleotides long. The record is from RefSeq and is a predicted model, not a curated record. NCBI's taxonomy places the organism in Eukaryota, Metazoa, Chordata, Actinopteri, Cypriniformes, Danionidae.
UACAAGAAUUGAUUGAUAAAAGUCCAGUGUUACACAAAACUUUGAUACACAUGUGGACCUGGAAAACCCUUGUUUGCAUAUUGACAAAUGUAUUCAAUGUGAUUUAUAAAAGCAGGAUCAGUUACACAUGCUUAAUAUACAGUAAGGCUGAGGCAUUAGGUGUUUGAGGUUUUAACUAAAAUCCUUACAUUUUUACUUCUGUUGCAACUUGCUCAUAGAUAUGAGCAAAUAUUAUUUUCUAACUCUUACAGUUCUGCUCAGCCUUUUUUCUCAGAUACAGAGUGGCGUUUUACAUCAAGGAAAAUGCAGACAAGUCCUUGAAAAUGAUGAGUUCAGAGUCAUUUGUCUUCAUGUUAACUUUAAACAGCUACCCAGUAAAGUUUUUCCAGGAAACACCACAGACCUUCGUGUUCGUUUGAGCAAUUUGAGCUCCAUAUCAUCUGAUGACCUGAAGAUUUUCUCCCAUCUGAGCCAUCUCAGUCUGACCAGAAACCAACUGCAAACAACACCUGCGGAUCUGCUCGUGAGCCUGUCUAAUCUUUACAGUAUGUGCUUGACCUUACAGCUGUGCUGUGCAUUCCAAGAUGAAAAGUACCUUUAUUUGGUGAUGGAGUUCAUGCCAGGUGGAGAUCUGGUGACUCUGACCAGCAACUAUGACAUCCCAGAGGAAUGGGCUCAAUUCUAUACGGCAGAAGUGGUGCUGGCACUCGACGCCAUCCAUUCUCUGGGCUUCAUCCACAGAGACAUCAAACCAGACAACAUGCUGCUGGACCGCAAUGGACACUUCAAACUCGCAGACUUUGGCACAUGUACGAAGAUGGACUCGGUGUGUGAUAAGUGCAUUUGAAGUGUCUUUUAAGGGGGUUUGAUUCUAACAAAAAUGUUUCUCUCCUUUUUUUUUUAAUAAUCUAAUUGAACAAUAUUUUGCUUAGUGUGCUUUUGUGCUGAUACCUUGGCUAGUUUAGGCCUGACAUGGAUUAAUAGAUAUGACCACUAGGUGACACCACUACUGUAGGUGACAGCAAGUCUCUUUCUCCUUAUCAAAAAUAGUAGGCUGCUAUCUAAAUCGGUACUUCAUUUUAGUUCUAAGUUGUGUCUUGACAAAUUAAAAUAGAAUAGAGGAAGUGAGAAUGAAAUUCAGGCUACUGCAUUGACGUUAUUGUCACUGUCAUGUUGACCUGUCGUCAUCAGGCCUCAUAGGAUAGUAAAUGAAUUAAUUCCACACUUCAGUAAUUGAUAAUUCUGGUACUUUUUGCCUCCUGAUUCAUUCAAUCAUUUUCCUUUGGC